UUCGUGCUAUCGAGAUGUGUUUCGUUCGCCCUCUGUGCCAACACAUUGUUAUCGCACAAUAAAGAUCCGUUCCAACAGUAGCCCUCAAAUUUGCCACGACCUAUUUGGUGGUGGUUCGUCAAUGUCUUGCCAGUGAACAAACAAAAGCCACAUUGUAUUCGACGAUGGAACCGAAUUUACGCAACACAAAAUCGUCGCCCAAGAAGAGCAGCAAACAAUCGUCAUCCGUGGAAGAUGUGCAAAGUGAGAAGGAAAUUCAGCCCGGAAAAGAGCAAAAACCACCGAAGAACAUUAAACGACAGCAACCGUCUGCCAGUGACGAACCCGAGAAUCUUAAGUCACGCGUUUGUGAUGAUCGCGCAAAAGAAAUCGAAAGUGUUAUCAGCGAUGAAGAUGAUUCCCAGCGGUUCAUGAUGCGAUUCCAACUGGACGGAGCUUCGGUUGUGCUGUUCCUCCUCUCGUUCGUGACACGGUUCUACAAGAUUACCCAUCCCAAAGGGGUUGUAUUUGAUGAAAUCCACUAUGGUCGCUUUGCAUCGUUGUACCUGCGGAACACGUUCUACUUCGACCAGCAUCCACCGCUGGGCAAGAUGCUCAUAGCCGGAGUGGCGAGCGCCGUCGGAUACAGUGGGAAGUUUGAGUUUCCUAAAAUCGGCAGCGAAUACGACGCGAGCGUUCCCAUUUUUGCUUUCCGUUUUGUCCCUGCGCUGUGCGGAAGUCUGUUGGCACCUGUAAUAUACAGUAUCCUGCGGCAAAUCAAACUAAGUCAAAGAGUUUGCGUCAUCGGAGGUCUGCUCGUUGUUUUCGAUAAUGCACUGCUCACCCACUCGCGGUUCGUUCUCAUGGAACCGAUGCUACUGCUGUUUUCCAGCGUCGGAAUACUGUUCGUGCUGAAAUUCCUCGCCAGUGUCCCAUUCAGCACUCGCUGGUGGUCAUUCGGCGCGUUGGCUGCCGCUUUCCUGACAGCAGCCGUCCUAGUGAAGUACAUCGGAUUCUACAGUUACCUGCUGGCGUGCUACAUCAUUGGUCGACACGUCUGGAUGCAACUUCCCGAUCGUACCCAAUCUAAUCUCUAUCUGGUGGUCAAAAGCAUCUUGAAAGCAACGCUCUUCGUGACAGUUUCGCUCGCAUUAUACGUCGGGUGCUUCUACGUUCACCUGGAUAGUCUGUACAAAGCGGGUCCACACGACAGUGUGAUGACCAGCGCCUUCCAGGCCUCGCUGGAAGGUGGUCUAGCGUCAAUUACCAAAGGACAACCCCUGCGUAUUCAGCAUGGAUCACAGAUCACCCUCAAACAUACCCACGGACGGGUUUGCUGGCUUCACUCGCACGCCCAUGUUUACCCGAUCAAGUACGCGGAUGGUCGCGGAUCUAGUCAUCAGCAGCAGGUCACUUGCUAUGGAUUCAAGGAUGUAAACAACUGGUGGAUCGUGAAGCGACCCGAAAAAGAAAACAUUGCGGUGGAGGAAGAACCGGAUUACAUCGAAAACGGAGAUAUUAUUCAGCUGGUUCAUGGAGUCACUAGUCGGGCGUUGAACUCGCAUGAUGUAGCGUCACCGAUGAGUCCCCUCACGCAGGAAGUUUCCUGCUACAUUGACUAUAACAUCUCCAUGCCGGCCAACCUGUUGUGGAGGGUCGAUAUCAUAAAUCCGAAGGAUUCAAAGAAUCGGUGGAAUGCAAUAACCUCUCAGGUGCGAUUGGUUCACGUCGAUACUUCAGCUGCGCUGAAGUUUACGGCAGAACAGCUGCCAGAUUGGGGGUUCAAUCAGUUUGAGGUUGCUGCUGACAAGAGACAGUUUACCAUUGAUACGAUAUGGAACGUCGAAGAGCAUCGCUACACCCAGGACAAGGAUAAGAAAGAUGUGCUGGAGAAAUUACUGAAGACCGAGAUGAUCCCAACUGCACCUACGAAGUUGUCCUUCUGGGAGAAGUUCUCCGAGUUGCAGAUGAAGAUGCUGCUGCACGCGGAGAAGUUAGAAGGCCAUAUGUAUUCGUCGGAACCGUUCGAGUGGCCCUUCAUGGAUAAAGGUAUCGCCUAUUGGGUGGAUAACACUUCAAACGCUCAGAUAUUCCUCCUCGGGAAUUUGGUCAUCUGGUACUCGGCAUCGCUUGCCCUCGUUGCAUACGUUGGUCUUCUGGCAUUCUACUUGAUCAGACGACGUCGUCGUCUGUUCGAUCUGGACGAAGAGGAGUGGAAAAGGUUCCGUUGUGGUGGGGAAAUCUUCCUGGUCGGCUACUUCACCCACUAUCUCCCAUAUUUCUUCGUGGAACGCACGCUCUUCUUGUACAACUAUCUGCCGGCGCUGCUGUACAAGAUCCUCCUGCUCUGCUUUGUGCUCGAGCACAUUCAGCUGGUGCUCAGGAAGUUCGUCAAAGUGCGACUCGUGUCGAUGAUCUUUAACGUCAUCCUCGUGGCCUGGCUUUCCGGGAUAUUCUACUUCUACUCCAAAUACAGCGUGCUUUGUUACGGCACUACGGAACUCAGUGCGGAUGAUGUACUCAAGAUGCGGCUUAAGGAUACCUGGGAUCUGAUCGUUCAUAAAGCUUGAAUGAGAGAUUGAUAAGUUUUAUGUUUUCGAAUCAAACGAUUAUAAAAUACUCGUUUUACUAUACUUGCAAUAGUACGCAUAGCGUAUUAUCCUUUUAGACGGUGAAAAAAAAUA
Toxorhynchites rutilus septentrionalis is the source of this 2663-nucleotide messenger RNA. It is a transcript of the gene rt, whose product is annotated as protein O-mannosyltransferase 1. Gene Ontology annotation, molecular function: dolichyl-phosphate-mannose-protein mannosyltransferase activity. The coding region runs from base 165 to 2549 and encodes 794 amino acids. NCBI's taxonomy places the organism in Eukaryota, Metazoa, Arthropoda, Insecta, Diptera, Culicidae. Gene Ontology annotation, cellular component: endoplasmic reticulum; membrane. The record is from RefSeq and is a predicted model, not a curated record. Gene Ontology annotation, biological process: protein O-linked glycosylation via mannose. The transcript has 4 exons.